This is a messenger RNA of Diceros bicornis minor, 3603 nucleotides long. It is a transcript of the gene SOCS7, whose product is annotated as suppressor of cytokine signaling 7. Gene Ontology annotation, molecular function: 1-phosphatidylinositol-3-kinase regulator activity. Gene Ontology annotation, cellular component: phosphatidylinositol 3-kinase complex. Gene Ontology annotation, biological process: phosphatidylinositol phosphate biosynthetic process; intracellular signal transduction. The transcript has 10 exons. The coding region runs from base 114 to 2045 and encodes 643 amino acids. NCBI's taxonomy places the organism in Eukaryota, Metazoa, Chordata, Mammalia, Perissodactyla, Rhinocerotidae. The record is from RefSeq and is a predicted model, not a curated record.
CGGCCGUUAGCGCUGUCGCUCCGGGGCCCGCGGCGGGCGGGGCUCCGGCGGGGCCCGGCCUAGUCCCCACCCCAGCUCGGCUCCCAGCCGCCCGCCCUCCCUCCCUCUCCCCGAUGCAGGGGGCCGAGCUCCGGGAUGGCGAGGCGGCGGCGGCGGCGGCGGCUUCGUACCGCGUCCUGAGCCGCCUGCUCGGCUAUGGAGAGUCGGCCCCCGAGCCAGGCCCGCCGCCGCCGCCCCCGGGCCAUGGUCCCCCGCCGCCACCCUUCCUCUCGCGGCCCGGCCCGCGGGGUUCCCGGCCGCCGCAGCUGAUGGUGUUCCGCAACGUGGGUCGGCCGCCGGAGGAGGAGGACGCGGAGGCGGCCCCGGACCCGGGACCCUCGGAACUGCUGUGUCCCCGGCAUCGCUGUGCCCUGGACCCGAAGGCCCUGCCGCCGGGGUUGGCGCUUGAGCGGACCUGGGGCCCGGCGGCUGGACUAGAGGCGCAGUUGGCGGCUCUGGGGCUCGGGCAGCCGGCGGGGCCGGGGGUCAAGACGGUCAGUGGGGGUUGCUGCCCGUGCCCGUGCCCCCCGCAGCCGCCCGCUCCGCAGCCCCAGCCGCCUGCUGCCGCCCCGCAGGCCGGGGAGGAUCCCACGGAAACGAGCGACGCGCUGCUGGUCCUGGAGGGCUUGGAGUCGGAGGCCGAGAGCCUGGAGACCAACAGCUGCUCGGAAGAGGAGCUCAGCAGCCCUGGCCGCGGAGGAGGAGGGGGCGGACGGCUUCUGCUGCAGCCCCCAGGCCCUGAAUUACCCCCGGUGCCCUUCCCGCUGCAGGACUUGGUCCUUCCAGGGCGCUUGAGUAGAGGGGAGCAGCAGCCGCAGCAACCUCCCCCGCCCCCGCCUCCUCCUGGGCCCCUCCGGCCACUCGCGGGCCCUUCUCGCAAGGGCUCCCUCAAAAUCCGCCUCAGUCGCCUGUUUCGGACGAAGAGCUGCAAUGGUAGCUCGGGCGGUGGGGAUGGGGCCGGCAAGAGGCCUUCUGGAGAGCUGGCUGCUUCAGCUGCGAGCCUGACGGACAUGGGAGGCUCUGCGGGCCGGGAGCUGGACGCAGGGAGGAAACCCAGGUUGACAAGAACUCAAAGUGCCUUUUCUCCGGUCUCCUUCAGCCCGCUGUUCACAGGUGAAACAGUGUCGCUUGUGGACGUGGACAUCUCUCAGCGGGGCCUGACCUCUCCCCACCCUCCAACUCCUCCUCCUCCUCCGAGAAGAAGCCUCAGCCUCCUAGAUGAUAUCAGUGGGACGCUGCCUACAUCUGUCCUUGUGGCUCCGAUGGGGUCUUCCCUGCAGUCUUUCCCCCUACCUCCGCCUCCUCCACCCCAUGCCCCAGAUGCAUUUCCCCGGAUUGCUCCCAUCCGAGCAGCUGAAUCCCUACACAGCCAGCCCCCCCAACACCUCCAGUGUCCUCUCUACCGGCCUGACUCAAGCAGCUUUGCAGCCAGCCUUCGAGAGUUGGAGAAGUGUGGUUGGUAUUGGGGGCCAAUGAACUGGGAAGAUGCAGAGAUGAAGCUAAAAGGGAAGCCAGAUGGUUCUUUCCUGGUACGAGACAGCUCUGAUCCUCGUUAUAUCCUGAGCCUCAGUUUCCGAUCACAGGGUAUCACCCACCACACCAGAAUGGAACACUAUAGAGGAACUUUUAGCCUGUGGUGUCAUCCCAAGUUUGAGGAUCGCUGUCAGUCAGUGGUGGAGUUCAUUAAGAGAGCCAUCAUGCACUCUAAGAAUGGGAAGUUUCUCUAUUUCUUGAGAUCCAGGGUUCCAGGACUGCCACCCACUCCAGUCCAGCUGCUCUAUCCUGUGUCCCGAUUCAGCAAUGUCAAAUCCCUCCAGCACCUUUGCAGAUUCCGAAUCCGACAGCUCGUCCGGAUAGAUCACAUUCCGGAUCUCCCACUACCUAAACCUCUGAUCUCUUAUAUCCGAAAGUUCUACUACUAUGAUCCUCAGGAAGAGGUAUACCUGUCUCUAAAGGAAGCGCAGCUCAUUUCCAAACAGAAGCAAGACUUGGAACCCUCCACGUAGCGAGCAGCCCCCUGCUGGUCACCACCAAGGGCAUUUGGUUGCCAAGCUCCAGUUUUGAAGAACCAAAUGAAGCCACCAUGAAAAGAGGAGUGAGGAAAGGCAAGAGGGAAUAGGAAGGGUUGGGAUCCUCUGCGCAAAGACUCUGGUUCCCCUCGUAGCCCUGGGGCUUGGAAGAAGCACACAACCGUACUCUCUGAGUGGGGGCUCCAGCUUUCACAUCCAGUCCCUGUGGUAUCCCUGAACUGGAUGAGCUCCUUGGAAAACUGGAAGAAGUCUCAACACUGUUCCUUUUUCAGAAGUUUUGUUUUGGAUAUUUGCAUUGAUCAGUAUGGAAAAUUCACCUUAAAGGCAGCUGGAGUUUGUGCCCGUUGGAUUGGAAGUGGUGCCAAGGGUGAGGAGGUCUGAAGGCAGGGAGGGGAGGAGAGGGGCUUGCCAGUGACAGUCAUUCAGCUGGUGCCAAAGGCAGAAUGCAAGUCUUCACCACUGACCUUGAAGAAGGGAAGAGAAGGAGUCGGAAGGGCAAAUCAAGUUGGGAGUUUCUGAGGGAUGAGAAUCUGCUUCUCUUUAAGCAAGGGCAGCUUCAGUAGGAGCAGGAAAGAGAGGAAGGUGGGUGUCUCAAACAGAAGAUUACUGGACAAAAACUGGCAAAUGGCCUCUCCGGGGGGAAGUAGUGACUCCUUGCAUCCUUUCCUUCCAGGUUUGGGAAACUGAUUUCAGGAUCAUCUCUCGUACAGUCUGUGUUAUGUUUGUUUUAUGAAUUACUAAGUUCUGUGACCUCAAGUUAGCCCCGUUCUUCCUCUACCCUCAACUCAUUCCCCUUGAGAUAACUGUACAUUUCACUCUGGUCAUGGGAACGUCAUUUCUGUUGCUUCCACCAGCUGUCACGGUACCUGAGCAGUUCAGAGCUCCAGUCAUGUGCUGCUGGAGUUAAUGGAGCAUGCUUCCAGAUUCUUAAUGGCAAACCGUACCCAUGACUUUGGAGUCAGUGUUACUUACCUCCAUAUGUCUGUCAGCUAGUGAGAGGAAACGUGGAGGCAGUGAGAAAGGAAGCCAUUGUCGUUGUGCUCUUCCUAGACAAAGCUCUCUAGUGUCUCAGCCUUAAUGGGAUGUCCUUGGAUCAGUGAGGAGGAGAGCAUUACAUCUCACAUUUUUAGCUUUAUCACUGUCGUCCCACUUCUGGGACGGGAGGUAGCAAGGGCUUCUUAAUUUUCCUGUGUUCUUUCUAGCAACCCAAACAUUUUCCUGAGUCAGAUCCUAUUUGCCCUCCUUUCACUGGGAAGUCUGUCAGAUGCUGAUUUGAGAGUUGCCUGUCUGCUAGGUGGAAGUGGAGGAGGAGGGAGAAAAACUCCAGUGCUUUUCAGUGGUCUUUAAUUUUUUCUGAAGCGGGCCAUUGUCAAAUCAUAACAUUGAGUUUGCUCUUCUAUGGAGUUACUCUGGGGAAAGGUUUUCUAUUAAGGUGUGAAAAUUGAGCUAUUUGGUCUUUAUUACUCUUUUGCAGUAAGUGUUCCAUUAGACUGCUUUUGGUUCCCCUAUGCUUAUAUCUGCCUCAUCUCAUGAG